GGCCGAGCGGCUGUGUCGUACGCGACGCUCUCUUCCGCCCUGGUGCUCUGUAGGCGGUAGGUCGUUAUCAGGGCUGCCAAACUCCGUACGCCACAAACCCGGAACAAACUCUGUCCCUGUUGUCUGACUGCUCUCUGUAGCAAGGACAUCUUCACCUUCAAGUUUUCUUGAGGUCUUAGAUUCAACAGGUGUCUAAAUGAUCAGAAAAGUCGGCCUCCCCAGUUGAGUAUUUCUUGUUGUCCCGUCUAAAGCGGUGUAGAAUCGUCACGGUUUGUGGACAUAACAGGCCCCUACACAAAGACACAAGGUCAUCGACCGUACGGAUGACAUGGUCAGCGGACUAAACCAUUAUUGUGGCGGGGGGAUGGCAAACCCUACCGUGUAUAAGAACAGAUAUGUUGAAUUGACAACCAUAUGCGACGCAUCAAAAGAGUAAAGAAUCAGAUCGAAACGAAUAUCGAAGUUCAAUGAAUUGUCAUUGAUAAGUAUCUAUCUUACUACUGAAAUAUACGUGAUUAAAUCGGUCAAUGAAUAACAUGCGAACCAACAAUAGCAAAAUUGGCAAUAUACGAGACCUUUGGGGUGACAAAUAAGUCAUACGAUACAUCGUUGGGGCUGUCACCACAACCCCAUCCCCCGCUUCAAUAAUGGUUCAGUCCGUGGAUGCUGACCAUGACCCCAAUACGGUCGAUGACCUCCCUGUUUUUGUGCAGGGGCCCGCCAUGUCCACAAACCGUGACACUUCUUCACCUCUUAAGAUACUGUCAGAAUCGGUUAGCUAGCUAGGACGGCCAGUAUUUCUUAUCAGUUAGACACCUGUUCAGUCUAAGCUCUCAAAAAGACUUGAGUAUGUACCAGCUACUCAGCGCAGCCAGGCACCAGGGGCAGAGUUUGUUCCGGGUUUGUCGCGCUCGAAGUUUGGCGGCCCUAAAAACGACCUACCGUCCGCAGAGCAACAAGGCGGAAGAGAGCGUCACGUACGACACAGCCGCUCGGCCUUUUGAGGAGAUCCCCGGGCCGAAGGGCCUUCCACUUAUCGGGACGGCGUUGGAAUAUACACCGUUUGGUCAGUUUAAAAUGAUAACAAACCUCCGGGGCUCCUUCAGGGAGAGAACGAGGACUUACGGCAGUAUCUACCGGGAGAGGAUCGGUCCGUUGGACCUCGUGGUCAUCAGCGAUCCGACAGAGAUAGAGAAGGUGUUCCGGAACGAGGGGAGAUACCCGGAGCGCAUUGAGCUGGCGAGCAUCAAAGUCUACCGGGAGAUAAAGAAGUUGCCAGCUGGAUUGAUCAACCUAAACGGGCCGGAGUGGCAGCGCGUGCGCAGCUCGGUUCAGAAGGACCUCAUGCGGCCCAAGACUGUCGGUGCGUACGCCUCUCUGCAGGAUGACGUCACCAGGGACUUGGUUGACGUCAUCAGGGCUCUGAUAGGGAAGGAAGAGAGCGGAGGUCAAGUUCAAAACUUCAUCAACUAUGUGUACAGAUGGGCGCUAGAGGCGAUCAGCGUGGUUGUGCUGGACAAGCGGCUGGGCUGCCUGACCUUGGGUGACCUACAACCGGGUUCUGACGCAAAACUGAUGAUUGACGGGGUCAACGACUACUUUGCGUCUCUCGUCAAACUGGAGAUGUCAGCAACUGGUCUCUACAAGUACGUCAGCACGCCGACCUGGAGGAAGUUCGCAAAGGCGAUCGACCAGUGGCACUUAGUUGCUGCCAAGUUGCUGAAGGAAAAGCUGGCCAAAACUGCAACCAAAGAUGGAAAACCCGCCGAGUCCGACACGGACUUCCUCCAGAGCCUCCUGUCCAGGAGUGACGUCACCUUCGAGGAGGCCAUGCUGAUGGCGGUGGAUCUGAUGGCUGCAGGGAUUGACACGUCAGGGAACACUCUGAUGUUCAACCUCUUCUGCCUGGCGAAAAACCCGGAAGCCCAGGAGAAACUUUACCGAGAGAUCCAGGAGGUGGUCCCAGCCGGGCAGCCCAUAGAUGAUAAGGUGUUGAACAGGAUGCACUACCUGCGGGCAGUGGUGAAGGAGACUUUCAGGGUUUAUCCAACUGUCCUAAACAACGUAAGACGGUUGGACCGAGACAUCGUGUUGUCUGGGUAUGUCGUCCCUGCAAAGGAAUGUAUUGAAUAUCUCUUAUUGUAUAUAUACAUAUACAUGUGUAUUUAUAUCUCAUCCUAUCUUCAGACGACCAUCUUAAUGGCUCAUGACGUUAUCAGCUCGCUUCCGGAAUACUAUCCGGAACCGGAAGUCUACAGACCGGAAAGAUGGCUCCGUGAUGACGAGUCUAGCAGUGUCCAGCCGUUCACCCUGCUGCCGUUCGGCUACGGACCGAGGAUGUGCAUCGGCCGUCGUUUUGCGGAACAAGAACUGCAUCUCGGAUUGAUAAGGAUCGUCCAAAACUUCCACGUCGGAUGGGCAGGAGAAGACAUGAAGCAGGACAACAGGAUAAUACUUGCCCCGGACAGGGACAGCUUCGUUUUCUCUGAAAGAACUUAGAGACAGCUUCUACUGAGAACUCCAUCACUUGAAAACUUUGAUACUUUAUUCAGCCCAUUAGUCAUCAUACAUUAGUUUGUAGGUAGCUACUUUCCUGGACUUCAAGACGUUAAAACAGGAUAUACAAACUAGAUACAAUUUUAUUUAUUAUAAUGUAUUUACGGAGAUUGUAGUCCUUUUGCAAAACACCCAUUUAAGGCAAGGUAAAUAAUGUUAGUGUAUUUGUCUAUGCUCAGUGAGAUUGAAGGCAAAGUAAGAUAUACUAAUAGAAGCAUAAACGAGUUUAAACUGCAAGUUUCAGAACAAAGGUAUUUACAGAACAGAAGCUUGAGAGGCAUCGGGGUAAGUAAGGGAUCUUAUCUUUAUCUUCAUCUAAGGUCUUUAUUCUGCCUUUUUGUUUAUGUAAGACACUAAGCGGUAUAUUUGCAGUCAUUUAUAUCUUGUGGAGCUUUGUUCAAUUAUGUUUAAGUAAGUAAUUAAAGAUGGAAUUUACUAUUUUCAAACAUGGGGGCUACAUGUGAAUAGCUUUUGCCAACUCAAAUGAAAUUUCAGGCUAAUUGAAAUAUUUGCGAGGUUGCAUCAUACAUUAUAUAUUCUUGUAAACAUAUAUUGAUAUGCAUAUGAUAUCUGCAACAUAUCAUCGGACUGCGCUGUUUGCAAUGAGACGAAACAGAAUUCUGUCAAAAGCUGGUACACAUAUUUACGUUACUACAUUGUAUUUCUAUAUGUUACUGAUAUUAUGAGUUUUGAUCCAUAGAUAUAUUCGUUUAUAUUUUCAUACAUAUUGACGACAUACAAAUGUAAUUUUCGUUGUUCGGUUGGUUUGGCUGUUGGUUGUUUGGUAAUAUACAAGGUGU
Molecule: messenger RNA, 3356 nt
Organism: Branchiostoma floridae (Florida lancelet)
Lineage: Eukaryota; Metazoa; Chordata; Leptocardii; Amphioxiformes; Branchiostomatidae
Product: probable cytochrome P450 49a1
Exons: 12
Coding region: 850-2499 (549 amino acids)
Molecular function (GO): monooxygenase activity; heme binding; oxidoreductase activity, acting on paired donors, with incorporation or reduction of molecular oxygen
Source: RefSeq, a predicted model, not a curated record